UCUUCACAACUCACAAACCAAACCAAAGAAGUCAUCCCAUCUCUCUUUAGAUCUUGAAAUGGAACCAAACAAUAUACCUAUGACAACAAAGGGGUUUUGGAACAUCCUAAGAGGUGUUCUCUUGGUGUUGAGGAAUGGCGCCAUUUCCAAGCGAAAACUACUAAUGUUCGAUCUAAACAUCAUGUUCAAGAGAGGCAAGCUCGCGAGCAAGAACAUGAUGCAUAACCUCGUGUUUCAUCAUCACAACCACAACCACAACCACAACCACAACCAGAUCCCUUCUACGCCUUCUUUUGUCGGGGGACCAGAUGAAUACGAGUUCAGUUGCGACAACACGCCCGCACACACCUCCUUCCCUUUGUCCUUCUUAGUCUCCAAACGCAAGCAACAUGGAGCUCCCCCGGCCCACUCCAACUUCUUCUCGUGCGCAAACGCCCCACAAACCGUGGAAGAGGAUAUUAAUGAAGAUGAUUACGCGAUCGCUCAAUCUCCUGCGAUGGCAGCCUUUCUUAGGAGUCCGAUGGCAAAGGAAAUUAUGUAUGAGUACAAUAGCGAGGCUUCUUCACCGGCACUUCCAGGAUUUGGUCGGACUCCUAUGGUGAGACAAUUGAGGAUAACUGAUUCGCCUUAUCAGAUUAACGAUAUUGGAGAUGUUGAGAACUCUCGUGUGGAUGCAAAGGCGGAUGAAUUUAUUGCGAUGUUCUAUGAACAACUGAGGAAACAAAAUUCAAUGGGCCGAAGAAUGAGGUGAAGAUGAAGAUUUAUCGAUUGUUUAAAAUAAUUUGGAGAACCUUAAGCCUCGAGGAUAGAUAAAUUUGAUUUUUUUUUAUAAGAUGUAAUAGAGUGAUUGAUUUUUUUACCACCUAAAAGAGCAUGGAUGAAUAAAUGUACGAGAGUAUAUUGAAUUAAUUGAAAUUUACUCAUGUUA
Molecule: messenger RNA, 928 nt
Organism: Impatiens glandulifera
Lineage: Eukaryota; Viridiplantae; Streptophyta; Magnoliopsida; Ericales; Balsaminaceae
Exons: 1
Coding region: 59-751 (230 amino acids)
Source: RefSeq, a predicted model, not a curated record